UAGUAUGGAGGCUGUGACGGGAUAUGAUGCUAUGGAUAGUAUGAUCCCACCCCUCCUGUUUAUGAAGAAUAUGUGGAGCCCCCACCCCCAGACUUCACUGCACAAAUGCCGAUGGUGAAAGAUGAAGAAGCGAGAGAGGCUCUUGUGUCCCAUGCUGCAGAGAACUGUUGCUGGGGUACAAAGGCGGCAAAGGAACUGAAUUUCUCCAAUAUCGACCACUCUGCAGCAUUUCAUUACGUUUUGGAAACUUUCUCUGAAAGCAGGAAAACUAACUGGGCUUCAGAACCCUAUGUUGGUCAGUCGAUUGAUAGUCCAUACAAUGGACCAGCUCCAGUACCAUGGAGUAUUACUGUUCAGAACCCUCCAAUGUUUCAGGAUACUGUAAUCUAUCAGGAGGUGCCACACACAGCUACAGUGAAACCCUGUCAUGAUUGCCGAGCCACUGGAUAUCGUCGCUGUCAUAACUGUUAUGGCAGAGGAACGACUCGAUGUAAUUAUUGUGACGGACGUGGUCGGCGUGCUGUGAGUCGAUAUGAUGGAGAUCGUCACUAUACGGAUUAUGAACACUGCUCAUGGUGUGGUGGCGACGGACGGAGAAGAUGCUCGAGAUGUAGUGGUACAGGACGCAUAGUAUGUAUUACCUGCAACGCAAAUGGACAACUCAAAUGUUACAUACGACUUACAGUUGAGUGGAAAAAUCACGUUGAAGAUCACAUCGUGGAGCGUACGAACCUUCCUGAUGAGUUAGUCCGUGGAGUCUCCGGUGAGCAGGUGUUCCAAGAAGAACAUCCGAAGGUGUGGCCGAUUAAAGGAUUUCCAAUCAACGAUGUUAACACAGGUUCUAGCAUGCUGGUUCAGCGUCAUACGUUAGCGUACAACCGAGAGAGACUUCAUAUGCAGCGUCAUCAGAUUCGAGUUAUACCUGUAGCUGAGGCUAAGUGUACCUUCAAAGAUGAAACUUUCACCUACUUCGUGUAUGGCUUUGAGCGGAAAGUCCAUGCACCAGAGUACCCUCAGCAAUGCUGCUGGGGAUGUAGCAUCUUGUAAAGAAAAACACUGUGAAAAAGAGGUUUCAAUUAGUGAAUGAAUAGUACAACAGUCAAACUGUCUAAGUAGCCACCUCUGCAUAAAGACCAAGGCCCAUAUUCUGAAGUCAGGUUUAGUUAAACCCGGGUUUAAGUCUAGUCUAAACUUAAACCCAGGUUUAAAGUUAAGUUAAGGUUUAACUAUGGAAAUGUAGUCUGCUUCUACUGCACAUGCUCAGUACAGCUCACCCAUCUCCCAGGUGUUUACAAUGUCAAUGUAUUUUGUCGCCUUCGAGAAAGAUACGUGUGUAGUAUUAUGUAGAACCUGUCUAGAAAGGCGACCUGUAUACAAUGACCACUUUUUAUGUUUCCCUUGGGUAGCCUCAAUAGACAGGGUCUGGCCUUAUCAGUUUAUGCUGAAUGCUGAAAAUAAAUUAACAUAAUAGAGCUCUGAUACAACAAAAUACCUGAUAUAACAAUCUAAGGUACAAUUAUUGUCAUGCAUGCUGGAAAACAAUGUAUCUUGAAAUUUGGGUCAUAAAUGAUCGAAUUCAAUGAAAUAAAUGAAUGAAAUUGGCAUACCUGAUAUAACAAGUUAAGGUACAAUGAUUGUCAUGCUUAAAUACAAUGUAUCUUGAAAAUUAAUUCGGUCAUAAAUGAUCGAACUCAAUGAAAUGAUUGAAUCAAAUUGGCAUGGUCCUAAUGUCCUUGUUGUAUAUAACGAGUUUCAACGGUACAUGUUUGUAAUUGUGAAAGACCGGUACAAGCCUUCUCUGUACUAUUGCCAAGCGAUAUCGAGUGUUUAGAUAUAAUAUGUUCCUGGCUUGAUGACAAUCGUUGUCAAAAUUAAAUCUUAAUUUGUAUAACCAUUUUCAACUCCAUUUGUCCUAAAUUGUUGAAACUCAGUUGUUAUUUUGAUUUGAAUGUUGCAUGUCUUCCUUCCAAGCAAUCUUUUAUGAAACCGUCCUACUAUUUAUUGCUAAAUUAUGAAUAUUACAUCAUUAUCAUUAUUUUUACAUUUAUAUUUAUUAUUUUAUAUGCUCUGAGCUUCUUAUGUAAAUAAUCUAUCUGAGUCUAUUCCAUUUCUUUUAUUAUUGUGCAUAUCAUGAUAUUCAUCUUCCGUCCAGCCGAGUGUCUUUCAGAAUGAUUUUGGCAAAUUGAUUCUAUAUUUUCUUUUGUAUUUUUAUAAAAUAUGUGUAAA
Molecule: messenger RNA, 2226 nt
Organism: Strongylocentrotus purpuratus (purple sea urchin)
Lineage: Eukaryota; Metazoa; Echinodermata; Echinoidea; Camarodonta; Strongylocentrotidae
Product: protein SSUH2 homolog
Exons: 10
Coding region: 106-1047 (313 amino acids)
Source: RefSeq, a predicted model, not a curated record